Messenger RNA from Pan troglodytes (chimpanzee), 6042 nucleotides. RefSeq names its product ribosomal protein S6 kinase A2 (gene RPS6KA2). The transcript is spliced from 23 exons. Gene Ontology annotation, biological process: protein phosphorylation; intracellular signal transduction. Bases 442 to 2667 code for a protein of 741 amino acids. The record is from RefSeq and is a predicted model, not a curated record. Gene Ontology annotation, molecular function: ATP binding; ribosomal protein S6 kinase activity; magnesium ion binding. NCBI's taxonomy places the organism in Eukaryota, Metazoa, Chordata, Mammalia, Primates, Hominidae.
UGGGGAAGGGUGUGCGCGUGCUGGGGGUGGGGGGGGGAAGACCUGCCGCCCCCGCCCCCCUCCCCGCUUCCCCAGCCCUUGGUUGCUAUGCAGUUUCUAUGGCAGCGGCAUCCUCAGACUCAACUUUCACCCUCGUUUAGAGCCAAUUAAGCCUGAGCGGGAAGCGGCAGCAGCUCCCCAGAGCCCUGGCGUGGCAGGGAGGGGACGGCACCCGAGCAGCCAUAUUGCAGCCCCCCGGGUCCCUCCUCCGGCCGGCGCAGGCCCCGCACUCACGACCUCCUCUGGGAGCCGGAUCCGACCUCUCCAUCGCCGCCACCCGCCGGCCUCUGCGUCCCUUGGCUUCCGACAUCCCGUCUGGCCGUCCCCCUGUGCCGGUCCGAGCCUCUGUUUAUUUCCUUUCCUACUAUCAAUACUUGACCAGCAGAAAAGGAAAGUUUAAAAAUGCCAAUCGCACAGUUGCUGGAACUAUGGAAAAAGAUCGAGGUGGAGCCUAUGGAAAUAGAGACCACAGAGGAGGAUCUCAACCUGCAUGUGGAGCCCGCCACAGAAGACACUGCGGAAGAAGAAGAAGACGUCGUGAAGGAGAUAGACAUCAGCCAUCAUGUGAAGGAGGGCUUUGAGAAGGCAGACCCUUCCCAGUUUGAGCUGCUGAAGGUUUUAGGACAAGGAUCCUAUGGAAAGGUGUUCCUGGUGAGGAAGGUGAAGGGGUCCGACGCUGGGCAGCUCUACGCCAUGAAGGUCCUUAAGAAAGCCACCCUAAAAGUUCGGGACCGAGUGAGAUCGAAGAUGGAGAGAGACAUCUUGGCAGAAGUGAAUCACCCCUUCAUUGUGAAGCUUCAUUAUGCCUUUCAGACGGAAGGAAAGCUCUACCUGAUCCUGGACUUCCUGCGGGGAGGGGACCUCUUCACCCGGCUGUCCAAAGAGGUCAUGUUCACGGAGGAGGAUGUCAAGUUCUACCUGGCUGAGCUGGCCUUGGCUUUAGACCAUCUCCACAGCCUGGGGAUCAUCUACAGAGAUCUGAAGCCUGAGAACAUCCUCCUGGACGAAGAGGGACAUAUUAAGAUCACAGAUUUCGGCCUGAGUAAGGAGGCCAUUGACCACGACAAGAGAGCGUACUCCUUCUGCGGGACGAUCGAGUACAUGGCGCCCGAGGUGGUGAACCGGCGAGGACACACGCAGAGUGCCGACUGGUGGUCCUUCGGCGUGCUCAUGUUUGAGAUGCUCACGGGGUCCCUGCCGUUCCAGGGGAAGGACAGGAAGGAGACCAUGGCUCUCAUCCUCAAAGCCAAGCUGGGGAUGCCACAGUUCCUCAGUGGGGAGGCACAGAGUUUGCUGCGAGCUCUCUUCAAACGGAACCCCUGCAACCGGCUGGGUGCUGGCAUUGACGGAGUGGAGGAAAUUAAGCGCCAUCCCUUCUUUGUGACCAUAGACUGGAACACGCUGUACCGGAAGGAGAUCAAGCCACCGUUCAAACCAGCAGUGGGCAGGCCUGAGGACACCUUCCACUUUGACCCCGAGUUCACGGCGCGGACGCCCACAGACUCUCCUGGUGUCCCCCCGAGUGCAAACGCUCAUCACCUGUUUAGAGGAUUCAGCUUUGUGGCCUCAAGCCUGAUCCAGGAGCCCUCACAGCAAGAUCUGCACAAAGUCCCAGUUCACCCAAUCGUGCAGCAGUUACACGGGAACAACAUCCACUUCACCGAUGGCUACGAGAUCAAGGAGGACAUCGGGGUGGGCUCCUACUCAGUGUGCAAGCGAUGUGUGCAUAAAGCCACGGACACCGAGUAUGCCGUGAAGAUCAUUGAUAAGAGCAAGAGAGACCCCUCGGAAGAGAUCGAGAUCCUCCUGCGGUACGGCCAGCACCCGAACAUCAUCACCCUCAAGGAUGUCUAUGAUGAUGGCAAGUUUGUGUAUCUGGUAAUGGAGCUGAUGCGUGGUGGGGAGCUCCUGGACCGCAUCCUCCGGCAGAGAUACUUCUCGGAGCGCGAAGCCAGUGACGUCCUGUGCACCAUCACCAAGACCAUGGACUACCUCCAUUCCCAGGGGGUUGUUCAUCGAGACCUGAAGCCGAGUAACAUCCUAUACAGGGAUGAGUCGGGGAGCCCAGAAUCCAUCCGAGUCUGCGACUUCGGCUUUGCCAAGCAGCUGCGCGCGGGGAACGGGCUGCUCAUGACACCCUGCUACACGGCCAAUUUCGUGGCCCCGGAGGUCCUGAAGCGUCAAGGCUAUGAUGCGGCGUGUGACAUCUGGAGUUUGGGGAUCCUGUUGUACACCAUGCUGGCAGGAUUUACCCCUUUUGCAAAUGGGCCAGACGAUACCCCUGAGGAGAUUCUGGCACGGAUCGGCAGUGGGAAGUAUGCCCUUUCUGGGGGAAACUGGGACUCGAUAUCUGACGCAGCUAAAGACGUCGUGUCCAAGAUGCUCCACGUGGACCCUCAUCAGCGCCUGACGGCGAUGCAAGUGCUCAAACACCCGUGGGUGGUCAACAGAGAGUACCUGUCCCCAAACCAGCUCAGCCGACAGGACGUGCACCUGGUGAAGGGCGCGAUGGCCGCCACCUACUUUGCUCUAAACAGAACACCUCAGGCCCCGCGGCUGGAGCCCGUGCUGUCGUCCAACCUGGCUCAGCGCAGAGGCAUGAAGAGACUCACGUCCACGCGGUUGUAGCGGGUGGGACCCUGGCCCCAGCGUCCCCUGCCAGCAUCCUCGUGGGCUCACAGACCCCGGCCUCGGAGCCCGUCUGGCACCCAGAGUGACCACAAGUCCAGCAGGGAGGCGGCGCCCGCCCUCGCCGUGUCCGUGUUUUCUUUUUCAGCCCCGGAGAGGGUCCUGACCUGGGGGCUUCUCCAAGCCUCACUGCGCCAGCCUCCCCGCCCGCUCUCUUUUCUCCCAAGCAAAACCAAAUGCGCCCCUUCACCUCGCGUGCCCGUGCGAGGCCGGGGGCUUCUUUCAGAGCCCGCGGGUCUUCUCACACAUGGCUUCUGUUUCUGCCGAGAGAUCUGUUUUCCAAUUAUGAAGCCGGUCGGUUUGGUCAGACUCCCGACACCCACGUCCCAGGUACCCGGUGGGAAAGUGGCAGUGCGAGGGCACAGCCAUUGGUGGUUGCAGGGCCCCAGAGGGCUGGGGUGACCUGGCAUCCCGGGGCUCCCCACGGGCUGGAUGACGGGGUUGGCACUGUGGCGUCCAGGAGGAGAUGCCUGGUUCUGCCCAAAAUAAUCCAAAGAGCCGUUUCCUCCUCGCCCUUCAGUUUUUGCCUGAGGUGCUGGGUAGCCCAUCCUUUCCUCUGUCCCAGAUUCAAAUGAGGAGUAAGAGCCCAGACGAGAGGAAGGCAGGCUGGAUCUUUGCCUUGAGAGCUCCGUGUCACCAGGAUGGAAGGGGGUGCCUCUCGGAGGAGCCUGUGUCCACCUCCAGUCUCGGCUUUCCCCGGGGGGCCAAGCGCACUGGGCUGCCGUCUGUCCCCAGCUCCCGUGGCCACACAGCUACCUGGAGGCUUUGCAGGGAGUCGUGGGUUCUCGCACCUGCUCAGCCCUGUGUCGGCUUCCUAUGUGCUCACCUAAAGCUGUGGUUUUGCUGUAUUCACUUCGAUUUUUCUGGUCUGUGGAGAAACUGUGAAUUGGAGAAAUGGAGCUCUGUGGCUUCCCACCCAAACCUUCUCAGUCCAGCUGGAGGCUGGAGGGAGACACAGGCCCCACCCAGCAGACUGAGGGGCAGAGGCACAGGUGGGAGGGCAGCGGAGAUCAGCGUGGACAGGAGCGAUGCACUUUGUAGAUGCUGUGGCUUUGUGUUGCGUUUUGUGUCUCUGUUGCACAGAUCUGUUUUUUCACACUGAUCCGUAUUCCCCUGGGUGUGCACACAGGGCGGGUGUGGGGCAUUAGGCCAUGCUGUGCUCUCCUUCAUUGAGUAAAAUCGAGUGAGAGGUUCCGGGCAGCAGGAUCGACGCCCAGUCCAGCCGGCAGAGGGAACACACGGGUCCUUCAUUGUCCUGUAAGGGUGUUGAAGAUGCUCCCUGGCGGCCCCCAAGCGGACUAGAUGGGAGGAGGCGCCGCUCAGCCCCUCACCCUGCAUCACUGAAGAGCGGCACCUCUGCAGCAAGCAGGGCUUCAGGAGGUGCCCGCUGGCCACAGCCAGGUUUUCCCUAAGAAGAUGUUAUUUUGUUGGGUUUUGUUCCCCCUCCAUCUCGAUUCUCGUACCCAACUAAAAAAAAAAAAAUAAAGAAAAAAUGUGCUGCGUUCUGAAAAAUAACUCCUUAGCUUGGUCUGAUUGUUUUCAGACCUUAAAAUAUAAACUUGUUUCAGAAGCUUUAAUCCAUGUGGAUUUUUUUUUCUUAGAGAACCACAAAACAUAAAAGGAGCAAGCUGGACUGAAUACCUGUUUCCAUAGUGCCCACAGGGUAUUCCUCACAUUUUCUCCAUAGAAGAUGCUUUUUCCCAAGGCUAGAACGACUUCCACCAUGAUGAAUUUGCUUUUUAGGUCUUAAUUAUUUCACUUCUUUUUAGAAACUUAGGAAAAAGUGGAUAAUCCUGAGGUCACACAAUCUGUCCUCCCAGAAAUGAACAAAAGUCAUCACCUCUUCUGCUUGCUACACAGGCAACGAUUCCCCCAUCAGAUGCCCGGACCCUUUGGCCUGGCUUGGUGUGCAGGCCUGUCUGUUUGCUUAAAGUCCGUGGGUUCUGGUGCAGGGAGUGAGAAGUUGGGGAAGUGAAAGGGAAAGCAUCCGUGAGAAAGCGGCCAUGGUUUUCCCUCCUUGUGUGCCCAUGGGGCACCAGCUCAUGGUCUUUUUCAGUCAUCCCAGUUUGUACAGACUUAGCUUCUGAACUCUAAGAAUGCCAAAGGGACCGACGAGACUCCCCAUCACAGCGAGCUCUGUCCUUACAUGUAUUUGAUGUGCAUCAGCGGAGGAGAACACUGGCUUGGCCCUGCUCCACUGAGUGUCUGUGAAAUACCUCUACUUUCCCUCCCAUAUCCAGAACAAAAUGAUACUUGACAUCCUUCCACAAAAGUCAGCCUAAAGAAGUUAUGGUAUCAUAUGUUAAACUAAGCUUUCAAAAACCUUAGUGAAAUAGCAAGUGACUGCUUUCAAGCAGCAGUCGACAUGAAAAUGAAGGUGUUCUUAGAAUUCGCAUUUUGCCAGCUCAGCGCACCUCCACGCCGAAUGAAAUGCUCCGUAUGAUUUGCACAAAUGACAUAGACCUCCCCAAAAGUUAAUUGGCUCUCCUUCCUCACACAGUUCAUCAUAACCCACCCCCCCGACCCCCGGGUCAUGAAAAUCACAGAACUUAUAAACACAUUGAACCCUAGAUCUCAGGCUUCCUGACCUACCGCCAGUGGCCCCUUGCUGGCCACCCUAUAGGGUCCUCCUUCCCUGGCAGCCCCCCAUGUGGGAGAAAUACCUGAUUCUCCCAAUCUGCAGUGGGAGAGCUUUGCUGAAUUCCAUCCCAAAGUCAAACAUGGGCAAGAGGUGAGGAUUUCACUUUUACCCUCAAGUCCGAUUUGUCUGUGAUUUUAAACUAACUGUGUAUGUAUUGAUGUUUGGAAGAUUGUUUGAAUUUUAAAGUGAUAAUAGUACUUAAUGUUAUCCAGUAUUGUUCAUUAAAUGGUGUUAUCCUAAAGCUGCACUUGGGAUUUUUACCUAACGCUUUACUGAUUCUCUCAAGCACAUGGCAAAGUUUGAUUUGCACUCCGUUCAUUUCUGACACGUUUUGCUGCCUCCUACCUUUCUAAGCGUCAUGCAAAUUCGAGAAUGGAGAAGGACGCUGCCGGUCCCUGAGCGGUGUGGAGAGGGCAGAAGGUGGACUCCAGCGCAGCUUGAGGGGCUGAGGACGGAGGCUGCAGCGUCUGUGUCAUUCUACUGAGCACGCUUCUCUGCCUCGCUCCUGACUCAGCACUUUGUUCACUGGCUCAGCAGUUAUGUUUACACAUCAUUUUUAUGUUCCUGCUUUGUAAUUCAUGUUUGAGAUGGGUGGCCACUGUACAGAUAUUUAUUACGCUUUCCAGACUUUCUGAAUAGAUUUUUUUGAAUAAACAUGGUUUUAUGAAGUGUAA